Messenger RNA from Rhodamnia argentea, 2640 nucleotides. RefSeq names its product G-type lectin S-receptor-like serine/threonine-protein kinase LECRK2. Gene Ontology annotation, molecular function: ATP binding; protein serine/threonine kinase activity. The transcript has a single exon. Lineage: Eukaryota; Viridiplantae; Streptophyta; Magnoliopsida; Myrtales; Myrtaceae. Gene Ontology annotation, biological process: protein phosphorylation. The coding region runs from base 123 to 2510 and encodes 795 amino acids. The record is from RefSeq and is a predicted model, not a curated record.
CGUACGGCGGACACUCGGGUAGCAUAGAAAGUGGGAAAAUCUACAUAAGAAGGCUGGUUUUCCAUCCUUAAGGCUGAAGUAGGCCGUAGCUCACCUCAAGGAGCACGCAAGUUUCAUCUAACAUGGUUUCAAUGGUACUAGGAAUCCUUCUAGUACUUGUUGCGCUUCCCCUUUCCGCCGGAGCUCAGACCCAUGGCAACUUAACCUUGGGCUCCUCGUUGACAGCGGAUGACAGGAACUCUUCCUGGCAGUCGCCGUCAGGCGAGUUCGCAUUCGGGUUCCGGAAAAUGGGAAGAGGAGCUCAUUUGUUGGCUAUAUGGUUCGAGAAGAUAGAGGACAAAACAAUAGUCUGGUCGGCUAACGGCGAUACUCUAGCACCAGAAGGUUCGAAGAUCCAGUUGACCACCGACGGUCGGCUGGUGCUUAACGACCCAGGAGGAAGAGAGUUGUGGUCUCCUAACCCAACCGUCGCUGGUGUAGCGUAUGCGGUCCUGCUCGACACAGGGAACUUUGUCCUGGUGAGCCAGAACUAUGUCAACUUGUGGGAGACGUUCAACCAACCGACGGACACGAUACUUCCUACGCAACAGUUAGAUCAAGGGACUAAAGUUAUCGCUCGCUACUCCGAAAUGAAUUACUCCGCUGGGAGAUUCCACUUCAUACUACAAGACGGAAAUCUCGCGUUCUAUGCCACUCCUACCCCGCUGGAUGUCUCAGAUGCUUACUGGGUCAUCAAUACCAAUGGUAGCGGCUUCCAAUUGAUAUUCAAUCAAAGUGGUCAGGUCUACCUCACGGCAACGAAUGGAGCAGUACUCAAUCUCGUCACCUCAGACACAGUCCCGACCAGCGCAUUUUACCAAAGGGCGAUCCUUGAAUACGAUGGGGUCUUCAGGCAAUAUGUCCACCCUAAGACAGCAAAUUCAAGUUCCAGAUGGCCAAGGGGCUGGUCGGUGGUCUCUUCCCCGGUCCCUCCAAACAUAUGCACAAGCAUCCCUCUAAAUAUCGGUACUGGAGCUUGUGGCUUCAACAGCUACUGUAGUCUUGGAGACGAUCAGAGGCCCCGAUGCCACUGCCCACCUGGAUAUACUCCGUUAGAUUCAACGAACGAGAUGAACGGAUGCAGACAGGACUUCACACCACAGAGUUGUGACGAAAGUAGGCCCGAGACAGACCAGUUCACUUUCAAUCGCCUGCUCCAUACAAACUGGCCAUUUUCUGAUUAUGAGCGUAGCGCGGCACAAACUGAGGACUGGUGCAGAGAGGCCUGCUUGGUUGAUUGUUUUUGCGCAGUUGCUAUUUUCAGCGACGAGGGAACUUGCUGGAAAAAGAGGAUCCCUCUUUCAAAUGGUGUGAUGGAUACUAGUGUGGGUGGAAAAGCUCUGAUCAAGGUCAGGAUACAGAACUCGACUUCAAAAUCCACAGGAGACGGCCAGAAGAAAAACAAGAAUUCAACCCUGAUUAUCAUCGGAUCAGUGCUGUUGAGUAGCUCGGUGUUUGUGAACUUGCUUUUACUCCUCAUUACCUGUUUAAUUUAUAGAAGAUUCCGAUCUAGGGAUUCUAAGUUGUUAUGGGCAGUCCAGAUCAAUCAAGCUGCAGUCACGCAGACUUUCACUUUUCAGGAGCUUCAAGAAGCAACAGAUGGAUUCAAAGAAGAACUGGGUAGGGGUGCUUUUGGAGCAGUGUACAAAGGUGUUCUCAGAUCCCAAGAUGCAAAUUUUGUGGCGGUAAAAGUGUUGGCGACAAAGACAGGAGAAAGGGAAAAGGAGUUCGAAAGAGAAGUGAGUGCGAUCAGCCAAACUAACCACAAGAACUUAGUGCAGUUGCUUGGAUUCUGCAAUGAGGGUCAGCACCGACUUCUGGUGUAUGAAUUCAUGAGCAACGGCAGCUUGGCAGAUUUCCUUUUUGGCUCUUCAAGGCCUAGCUGGUACAGAAGAGUAGAAAUUGCCUGUGGUGUUGCGCGGGGGCUAUCUUACUUGCAUGAUGAUUGCACCAGGCAUAUAAUCCACUGCGACAUCAAGCCGCAAAAUAUUCUUCUUGAUGGCUCUCUGACCGCAAAAAUAUCAGACUUCGGAUUGGCUAAACUCUUGAUGGCGAACCAAACACGAACCACCACCGGGGUUAGAGGAACCAGAGGUUAUUUAGCGCCAGAAUGGUUCAGGAACAUGCCUAUUUCUGGAAAAGUAGACGUUUACAGCUUCGGCAUUCUGUUGCUAGAGCUCAUCUGCUGCAGAAAGAACUACGAGCCAGAAGCGGAAAGCGAAGCUCAAAUUGUGCUGGUCGACUGGGUGUAUGACUGCUACCACGAGGGGAGCAUGCUCGAGCUAGUGGAGAGCGAUGAGGAGGCAUCAAGCGACAUAAGGAGGGUGAGAAGAUUUGUGAUGACCGCGUUGUGGUGCAUCCAGGAAGACCCGGCUUUGAGGCCAACCAUGAAGAAAAUCACUCAGAUGUUGGAAGGAGCUGUUGAGGUCUCUGUCCCUCCAGAUCCAACCUCUUUUCUCAGUUCAAUAUGAUUUUGGUAAGUAAGACAACUGGUGUCUGUCUAAUCAUGAGAAGUAUUUUGUAUUGUCUGUUGGUGUUAUUACGCCAGAAUAAACUGCUUCAUAAUGUUCUUUGCAUGGAUCCCGCUUAAAUAAGCUAAAU